Molecule: messenger RNA, 801 nt
Organism: Kwoniella botswanensis
Lineage: Eukaryota; Fungi; Basidiomycota; Tremellomycetes; Tremellales; Cryptococcaceae
Product: ubiquinone biosynthesis protein COQ4, mitochondrial
Exons: 2
Coding region: 1-801 (266 amino acids)
Biological process (GO): ubiquinone biosynthetic process
Cellular component (GO): mitochondrial inner membrane; mitochondrion
Source: RefSeq, a predicted model, not a curated record
AUGAAACCCUCAGUUCGACUACUCACCCCUUCUGCCCGCCCGGUGAAUUAUCCAGGCCACACCCCACUAUCAUUCUCCCAAAAUGCCCUCUUAGCAGUCGGAUCAGGCCUGAUGGGCGUCUGGACCUCUCGAGGUGAUCUCGUAGCUUCCCUAUCCGAAUCGACCGCAUCGACCUUCUUACCGUCUUUACAUCAUAGGAUGACAUUACAUCCUGAAGGUAGACAGAUAUUGAAAGAUCGACCGACCAUAUCUUCCGACACGUUAGUAGGCUUGAGGGACUUGAAAAGAGGUACGUUGGGCAGAGAGUAUUGGGAAUGGUUGGAUGAUGGGAAAUUAGAUCCUGAUGCGAGAGCACCUGUCCAAUAUAUCGAUUCACCCACUUUGGCAUAUACGAUGCUCCGCUAUCGACAGACGCACGAUCUCUACCAUACACUAUUCUCACUCCCUCCUACAUUACCUCACGAACUUUCACUGAAGGUAUUCGAAUUUUCCAACAUGUCUCUACCCGUCGCGGCACUCUCAUCGACAUUUGGACCCUUUCGCUUGAAAAGAAGAGAAACAUGGCUGAGGGAUUGGGUGCCCUGGGCUCUGAGGGAGGGUAAACAGGGGAAGAGCCUGGUGGGGGUGUAUUGGGAGAAGAGGUGGGAGCAGGGUAUAGGUGAAUUAAGGAGGGAGUUAGGUGUGAAGAGGAAUGAUCAGGAUGGGGUGGAAGGCCGAUGGGGUGGAUAUAGGAAGAUAAGAGAGGAAGAGAGGGAAUUGAGAAGAAAGGGUGAAUGGAUAGAUGAACCGGAGGGAUGGUAA